GCGACCAGAGGGGCGCAUGGGCCCAGCCCCUCACUUGCCAGAGGCCGAGGAGAGGAGCCAAGGGCGCGGUGGGGUCCAAAUCGGGGCUCCUGCCUCACCUCUGGGAUAGACACGGGACCCCCUAACUUCUGUUGCCUCUCCCGAGACGCGCACCCGCAGGGUCGUGCGCUCUAGCCCGGCACACUCGCGCGCGGCACCAGCGCGCCCGGCGCCAGGUCUGGCCAGAGGCGAUGCGUGCAGGGGGCCGGGCAGCCGGGUUCGGGCGGCCGGAGUAGGGCCCCGCGGGGAGGCAGGGAGGCAGCGGGGUUAGAGCCCCGGCUGCGCGGCGGGCAGAGGUCCCUUCGCUCCACGCCACACCUGCCGCCGCCGCCGCCGCGCCGCGAUGAGCCGCGUGGUCUCGCUGUUGCUGGGCGCCGCACUGCUCUGCGGCCACGGCGCCUUCUGCCGCCGGGUGGUCAGCGGCCAAAAGGUAUGUUUUGCUGAUUUCAAACAUCCCUGCUACAAGAUGGCCUACUUCCACGAGCUAUCCAGCCGAGUGAGCUUUCAGGAGGCACGCCUGGCUUGUGAGAGUGAAGGGGGAGUCCUUCUCAGCCUUGAGAAUGAAGCAGAACAGAAGUUAAUAGAAAGCAUGUUGCAAAACCUGACAAAGCCAGGAACCGGGAUUUCUGAUGGUGAUUUCUGGAUAGGGCUUUGGAGAAAUGGAGAGGGGCAAACAUCUGGUGCCUGCCCAGAUCUCUACCAGUGGUCCGAUGGAAGCAGUUCCCAGUACCGAGGAUGUCAGAAUGGAGCAGGCGAAGUCACUGAGAUGUGUUCCUGCUGCUCUGUGCUUGGCAGAAACUGGUAUACUGAUGAGCCUUCCUGUGGAAGUGAAAAGUGUGUUGUGAUGUAUCAUCAGCCAACAGCCAAUCCUGGCCUUGGGGGUCCCUACCUUUACCAGUGGAAUGACGACAGGUGCAACAUGAAGCACAAUUACAUCUGCAAGUAUGAACCAGAGAUUAAUCCAACAGCUCCGGUAGAAAAGACUUAUUUUACAAAUCAACCUGGAGACACUCAUGAAAACGUGGUUGUUACUGAGGCAGGACUAAUUCCCAAUCUAAUCUAUGUUGUUAUACCAACGAUCCCAUUGCUCUUACUGAUACUGGUUGCUUUCGGAACCUGCUGUUUCCAGAUGCUGCAUAAAAGUAAAGGAAGAACAAAAACUAGCCCACACCAGUCCACACUGUGGAUUUCAAAAAGCACCAGGAAAGAAAGUGGCAUGGAAGUAUAAUAAUUCAUUGACUUGGCUCCAGAAAAGAAAAUAGAGUUUUGUAAUUCUGGAUCUGUAUAAGGAAUGGCAUCAGAACCUUAGCUUGGAAUGGCUUGAAAUCUCAAAGGAUGUCCAAAAUGAACUGUAAGCUCCCCCUUGAGGCAAAUAUUAAAAUAAUUUUUAUAUGUUUAUUAUUUCAUUUAUAAAAUAACGCUGUGCUAAUAAUGGAGUGAGACAUGCUUAUUUUGCUAAAGGAUGCACCAAAACUUCAAGUAAAUGGGAUGGACCAUGCAGAUUAAAUUGCUAUGAACACAUCAGAGAAGUAUGUGCAUUGGAAGCAGUUAUUUUUGUCUCUUUCACCUUUCAUAAGUUGUAAUCUAGUUAAUGUAAUGUAAAUUGCAUUGAAAUUUACAGUGUGCAAAAUAUUUUUCCUUUACAUAAGUGUUAGAUAAAAAUGGACUGUUCUUGUAUUUAUUUUCACAGUGUUUCAUUUUUCAAUACAUGCUGUUUUGAUUAAAGAAAUGUAUCACUGUUGUCAACUGAAUUCACACACACAUAAAUAUAUUACCAUAGAAAAAGUUCCUUUUCUAGGAAUGGCUCAUCUUCUUUUAGUUUCUCUGCUUUGGGUCAGAGUAUGUUUAGGAAAUCUCUUCAGAAAUAAGAAGUUAUUUCAUUAACCGUGGUAUAAAUCUAGUCAAAUAUUUUACUUGGAGGCAAGAAUUGUCUAAUUUCAGUUGUGCAAGACAUGUGCCUUACAAUUAUUUUGCAUUUAAAAUUCAACAGAUUUUGUAAUAACUUUGUUAAUAGCUGUAUAAACAGUAAUAUACUCAAUCUAGAGCAACAAAAGUGGCAUACACGAUAUAAAUCAUAGAUCUUCACGUGUUGCCUAUGUAACCACAAGUAGCUCUCUGAGGGUUCUGGAAUCGAUUUGGCCCCUACCUUGCCAACAAAGCAAAGAUGGUUGUUUGGGGUCUGGGAUUGACCCUGGAGGCCGAUACCUACAGAGUUUGCCUAAGGUUUUUCCUAGCUCCGUUUAGCCUCUGUCAGCACAUAAGGCGGUUUUACAGUUGGGACUAGUUGAGUGGUCACCACUAGUGUGCAGUUAAGCACAGCACACUGACAUUUCCGCAAGGAAAGAAACUGAAUUAGUAUAAAAAUGGGUUGGAGGGCAUCAAUGAUCACGUGUUCAUUGUCCAUGUUUGGCUGAGAGAGUAAACUGGGGUGCCUCUGUCCUACCUUCUGGUUUCUUCAAUGCUUGUGGCUCCUUCUUCUCUAGAGAGAGUUGUAACUAUCUGGUCUUCAAAUGUCUCUGUGCUCCUUUUAAUCAAAUAAAAAGUUCUUGUUUCUGAAGAAUGAU
Messenger RNA from Balaenoptera musculus (blue whale), 2603 nucleotides. RefSeq names its product chondrolectin (gene CHODL). Lineage: Eukaryota; Metazoa; Chordata; Mammalia; Artiodactyla; Balaenopteridae. Bases 383 to 1267 code for a protein of 294 amino acids. The transcript has 6 exons. Gene Ontology annotation, biological process: positive regulation of axonogenesis. Gene Ontology annotation, cellular component: cytoplasm. The record is from RefSeq and is a predicted model, not a curated record.